AUGAGCACCGACAGAAGACGUCUCACAGGUCCCAGCGACGUCAAAACGCCCCUUAGAGGUAUCUCCCUGGGAGCAAGCACAUUACCCAAAAAAUUCAGCCCUCCAGACUCCUCCCCCCGCAAGUUCUUUGUCAAAUCAGGACUCACGAAAAACGCCAAUGGCCUGGCAUAUCUCGAGGCGGGAACGACCAUCGUCGAAGUGGGUGUCUACGGUCCUCGUCCGAUCCGUGGCUCCUUCAUCGACAGAGCGUCUUUUUCCGUCGAGUGCAAGUUUCUUCCGUACUUGACACAACCUAACGAGGUUAUCUUCAACGGCAGCGAUAAGCGAAACGCCAGAACGUCCCUAACACAUAUCGAGCACAGAAUUAGCAAGUACGUGGAAACGGCGUUCUUGCCGUCGAUCUGCCUUGAAAAAUACCCCAAGUCGGCCAUCGAUAUUUAUGUGAAUGUGAUUGCCUUCGAUGCUCAGACACAGACGUUGUCCAACUUAGUAGCGUGGGUGGUCAAUUGCACGGCGUUGGCGUUGGUGGAUUCGGCCAUAGAAGUCAAGGAUUUGGUGACAGGCGGGCAUGCACGAAUGGAGCACGACGGCGAAGUCAAGAUGGAUGCGGUCGUGGACAGUGGAGACGAAACGGUGGAAGGAACAGAGUGUGUGGCGAGUUUCAUGAAGAUGCACGAGAACCAGAUGGUGGCGAUUUGGGUGGAGAGCAAUGGUUCACUCGAGGUGGAUGAGCAGGGGUUGGAGAAGUUGAUGAACGGCUGUGACACGAUGGCCACAGAGGUCAGGAAGAACCUCAACGGUUACUUGUUGCUGGUGGCCAAUGGAAAUGAAUGA
This is a messenger RNA of Candidozyma auris, 834 nucleotides long. RefSeq names its product exosome non-catalytic core subunit MTR3. The transcript has a single exon. Gene Ontology annotation, cellular component: nucleolus; cytoplasmic exosome (RNase complex); nuclear exosome (RNase complex). The record is from RefSeq and is a predicted model, not a curated record. Lineage: Eukaryota; Fungi; Ascomycota; Pichiomycetes; Serinales; Metschnikowiaceae. Gene Ontology annotation, biological process: U4 snRNA 3'-end processing; rRNA catabolic process; nuclear mRNA surveillance. Bases 1 to 834 code for a protein of 277 amino acids.